AUGCUCAACCUCUCCUCCCUCCAACCCCGGCAACUAGCCGCGCAAAUCCUCAACUUCGCCCUCGUCCUGAGCACAGCAUUCAUGCUAUGGAAAGGUCUCUCCGUCGCCACCGACUCGCCCUCCCCGAUCGUCGUCGUGCUCUCCGGCAGCAUGGAACCGGCUUUCCAGCGGGGAGACCUAUUGUUCUUAUGGAACAGAGGCCAGGACACGCAGGUUGGGGAGGUAGUUGUGUACAAUGUGCGGGGGAAGGACAUCCCGAUUGUGCAUCGAGUUGUUAGGCGGUUUGGCGGAGGAACAGGUCCUCUCCGCCUUCUCACAAAGGGUGACAACAACGCGGCAGACGACACAGAGCUGUAUGCACGCGGACAGAGCUUCCUGAACAGGCAGGAGGACGUUAUUGGGAGCGUGGUGGGCUACAUUCCUUUCGUGGGAUAUGUCACGAUCUUGUUGAGCGAGUAUCCGUGGUUGAAGACAGUGAUGCUGGGGUUGAUGGGGUUGACGGUGGUGCUGCAAAGAGAGUAA
Coniosporium apollinis CBS 100218 is the source of this 522-nucleotide messenger RNA. RefSeq names its product signal peptidase I. Gene Ontology annotation, molecular function: serine-type endopeptidase activity. The transcript has 2 exons. The coding region runs from base 1 to 522 and encodes 173 amino acids. Gene Ontology annotation, cellular component: signal peptidase complex; membrane. NCBI's taxonomy places the organism in Eukaryota, Fungi, Ascomycota, Dothideomycetes. The record is from RefSeq and is a predicted model, not a curated record.